Molecule: messenger RNA, 1744 nt
Organism: Cricetulus griseus (Chinese hamster)
Lineage: Eukaryota; Metazoa; Chordata; Mammalia; Rodentia; Cricetidae
Source: RefSeq, a predicted model, not a curated record
AUGACCGUCUCCUUCACAGCCCUGCUCUGUCUGGGGCUGACUCUGGGCCAUGGGACACCAGUGCUGGCAGGAACUCUCCCUAAGCCUAUCCUCAGAGUACAGCCAGAAUCUGUGGUCUCUGUACAAACUACAGUAACCUUCCUGUGUGAGGGGACCAAGGGAGCCCAAGGAUGUCUGUAUAAUAAUACAAACCAAUAUUUAACAUACAGAGAGACCAUACCAAAUACUAAGAACAGGGCUGAAUUCUCAAUCUCAAAAAUAGCCCCUCUGGAUGCAGGGCGAUAUCACUGUCAAUACUGGACCCGUGAUGGAAGGUCAGAGCACAGUGAUACCCUGGAGCUUGUGGUGACAGGGGCCUACAGUAACCCCAGCCUGUCAGCCCAUCCCAGCCCUGUGGUGACUGAAGGAGGGAGUGUCACCCUCAAGUGUGUCUCAAGGCAACCAUAUCACAAGAUCUUUCAGACUAAGGCAGGACCACAGAAGGUCUUCUGGACACGGAACUCAGAGUUCAACUACUCUACUUGGCAGUACCAGGCCCAACUCCGUGUGGAUGCUCUGACCUCGAGCCAAAGGUGGACAUUCAGAUGCUACAGCUUUAAUGAGAACAACCCACUGAUUUGGUCAGAACCCAGUGACCCCCUGGAGCUCUUGUUCUCAGGGAUCCUCCACAAACCCACCAUCAAGGCUGAGCCAGGCCCUGUGAUUGCUUUAGAAAGUGCAGUGACCAUCUGGUGUCAGGGGACCCUGGAUGCAGAAAUGUUUCAGAAAGAAGGAAGCCAAAAGCCAUGGGGCACACAGUCCCCAGAGAAGCCUGGCAAAAGGGCCAAGUUCUCCAUCCCUUAUGUGACACAGCACCAUGGGGGGCAAUAUCGCUGUUACUGUUACAGCUCGGCUGGCUGGACAGAGCGCAGUGACACCCUGGAGAUUGUGGUGACAGGAAUGUACAACAGUAAACCCAGUCUGUCAGCCCUGCCCAGCCCUGUGGUGACCUCAGGAGGGAACGUGACUCUCCAGUGUGUCUCACGGGUUAGAUAUGACAAGCUCAUUCUCACCAAGGAAGAUGAGAAGUUCUCCAGCUCCCUGGACUCACAGUAUAUAAGCCUGUCUAAGAAGCCCUCUCUGCUGACUCAUCAAGGCCAUAUCCUGGACCCUGGAAAGAGCCUCACCCUGCAGUGUUGCUCUGACUAUGACAGAUUUGCUCUGUACAAGGUGGGGGGAGCUGACUUCACCCAGCAUUAUGGCCAGAGGACCCAGGGUAACUUCUCUUCAGCCACCUUCACCCUGGGCUAUGUGAGCAGCUCUACUGCAGGGCAGUACAGAUGCUAUGGAGCACACAACCAAUCCUCUGAGUGGUCAUCCUCCAGUGAUCCCCUGGACAUCAUGAUCUCAGGACAGCUUCCUGACAGUCCUUCCCUCUCAGUGAAGCCAAACUCCACAGUAGAGUCUGGAGACAAUGUGACCCUGCUGUGUCAGUCAACAUACACGACAGACACUUUCAUUCUGUCCAAGGAGGGAGCAGCACACCAACCCCAGCGAAUGAAAUCCAAGUCCCAAGAUGGGGAGUUCCAGGCAGAAUUCUCCAUGACUGCUGUGACCUCUGCCCUCUCAGGCACCUACAGGUGCUACAGUUCUAGAGGCUCAUAUCCCUACCUGUUGUCACAUGCCAGUGGCCCUGUGGAGCUCUCUGUCUCAGGACCCAUUGUGUCCUCCAUCCCACCACCUUCAAGUCCCUUGCCAACAGCCG